UCGAACACACGGAUGGGGCCGUCAUCCUGCCACCCCUGACACACGGACCGGAACCCUGGGAGGACAGCAAGGCUUCGGGAAGGACAUGGCACUGACGGUGACACCGGGCACGUCCCCAGAGGGGCCUCGUCCCUCCUACAUGUACAAGGUGGUCCUGCUGGGCAGCAUGUCCGUGGGGAAGUCCAGCCUGGCCUACAGAUACGUGAAAAAUGACUUCAGGGAGCUGCUGCCAACCGUGGGAUGCUCCUUCUUCACACAGACACUCAACCUGGACGAGGCCACUGUCAAGUUUGAGAUCUGGGACACGGCAGGCCAGGAGAAGUACCAGAGUGUCUGUCACCUGUACUACCGGGAUGCCCAUGCUGCCCUCCUCAUUUACGACAUUGCUAAGAAGCAAACAUUCAGCAGAGCAAAGGUGUGGCUGGAGGAGCUGGAGAAGAAAUUCCUUCCCGAUGAAAUUGUGAUUGCUUUGGUGGGCAACAAGACAGACCUUGCUGCUGAGCGAGAGGUCACCACUGAGGAGGGGGAAGAGUUUGCACGAACAAAAGGCCUCCUGUUCAUGGAGACAUCUGCAAAAUCCAACCAUCAAGUGAAUGAUAUCUUCAUGUGCGUAGUCCAAGAGCUCCUGAGGAGGGAAAAAGAGAAGGCAUCCAAGCCAUCCCCACAUGGCAGGUCGACCGUCGACCUGAGGGCGAGCGGGGCAAGGACGAGGUGCUGCCGGAGCUGAGGAUGGGACACUCCACACUCAGCAGGGCUGGGCUCGGCCUCCACGAGGGGCAGUGACAAAGCACGGGAGGACUCAGAACUGCAGGGACAGCUCAGCCUGACCACCCUCCCUCUCAAAGCCAGUUCAGAGCCCAUCCUGGUGCAUGGGGCCUCUUCAACCCUUUAGCACCAUCUUCAGCCAGGAGAUGAAGCACAGGGGUUUCUUCUCCCCAGCUCCCGGUUUCCAGAGAAGAGCACGAGCUGCCAGUAACACUGCCACCAACCCUGACUGGUGACAUUCCCCCCACCCCCAGCCGUCACCUCCUCCCUCUCCCUUUCCAUCUGAGAAGGGAGGGUUUGAUUUCCCAAGGCAGAGAUCCUGGUGGUUUUACAUCCAGGCUGCAAAUAAAGAGAAU
Corvus hawaiiensis (hawaiian crow) is the source of this 1121-nucleotide messenger RNA. It is a transcript of the gene RAB17, whose product is annotated as RAB17, member RAS oncogene family. Gene Ontology annotation, molecular function: GTP binding; GTPase activity. Lineage: Eukaryota; Metazoa; Chordata; Aves; Passeriformes; Corvidae. The record is from RefSeq and is a predicted model, not a curated record. The transcript has 6 exons. Bases 86 to 727 code for a protein of 213 amino acids.